AUGACUGCCGCAGAAGGUACGCGGGGCGAGGCGCGGGGCUCUCCGCGCGCGAAUGAGGGUCGGCGAGUGGCUCGGGUUUCUUCCGCGUUCGCGCUCUCGGGUUGGGGGGCGGUCAUUGAAGGGACGCCGACCGCAUCGCGGGUCCGGUCGGGAACCUCGAGAGGGGAGCCCCGGCCCCUAUGGCUGCUGCAGGUGGACACUGAGGACUUCCUGGAGGAGGUGAAGCGGCGGAGGGUCAGAGGAGCGCAGCAGUCCAGCCUGAUGGCGGCAGUCCUACCCCAUCUCGGAGACCCGGACUUGGAAGCUGUAUUCCUGACAGCUGGGUGGAAGGAGUUGCUGUCCUUUGAGGAUGUGGCGAUGUAUUUCACCAGAGAAGAGUGGAACAAACUUGACUGGGCUCAGAAGGACCUCUACAGAGAUGUGAUGCUGGAGAAUUACAGAAACAUGAUCUUGUUGGGUAAUGACUCGUCUUGAAGAUUUGACUCAGUGUCUCUGCAAGUCCUCAGUCCCUUACUUGCCAUUCCAAAAUCAGAGAAACUCCAAAAACUAGUUUUUACCAUAACUCAUUUGGCUGCAAGACCCAACCUGUAAAGUCAUCAAGUGGUCAAACCUGAUCUCUUCCUCCAGGAAGCUAUGUCUCAUCCUUAUUUUUCCCACUUGGUCUUUGUAUCUGUUAAGCAUCAGAAAUAUCACUAUGUUUGAUUAAGGGUACAGCUCCAACCCCUGUUGGGGGUUGAUAAAAAAUGAUAAAAAAUAGACACACCACAUCACCUUUCUAAAAUCUGGAAAAAAUUUUGAAUCCUGAAACAUGCCUGGCCUCAAAGCUUUCAAAUAAGGGAUUAUGGGCAAUGAAUAGUUUCCUUUGGUUUAGAGGUCAGAGAUGUUUAGUCCACUCCCCACCCUGCUCUGCCUCCUCCACAUCUAUAAUACCUGUAGAAUGGGGUGCCUAG
This is a messenger RNA of Neogale vison (American mink), 950 nucleotides long. RefSeq names its product zinc finger protein 445-like. The record is from RefSeq and is a predicted model, not a curated record. The transcript has 4 exons. Gene Ontology annotation, biological process: regulation of DNA-templated transcription. Bases 1 to 474 code for a protein of 157 amino acids. NCBI's taxonomy places the organism in Eukaryota, Metazoa, Chordata, Mammalia, Carnivora, Mustelidae.